AUGAAGCCCCAGUUUCCAUCCACUCAAUUCCUCUCGAUAAUAUUAAGCACCCUAACCAUCAUCCCCUUCACCGCCGCGGUUUGCGAAUGCGGUUACGUCCUCACGACAACUAACCAGUACUUUACCCACACAUUCACCAACAACUUCACUGCCCUCCCCGACACUACCACCGGAGUCAAUCUCACCCGCUCCCUCCCCGACUGGGAAAUCCAAGAAUACAAAUUCGCAGCCGAUAAAAAGACCGGUAUACUGGGCCGCCAGAAUGCCAUGAGCUCUGUAUGGAUCAAGGACGGCUUGCUACAUUUGCUGCAGAAAGGAUAUGGGGUCAAUGACACUGGGCCGGUGCAGGUUGCGGAGCUGCAAAGUAUAAAUCAAAACUUUUUCCAUGGAAGUUUCAGGGCGAGGUAUAGGGUUGUGCAAGUAAAGGGAGCGACUGGGGGAUCGGUGGCAGGGUUCUUUCUAUAUUAUGAUGACCAGAACGAAACCGAUAUUGAAGUUCUUACGAAAGACGGAGAUCGCGCAAUUCACUACACAAAUCACCCAUCAUAUGAAGUCGCAACCGACACAUUAGUUCCAGGCGCCGCCUUCACACACCAGCUCGCCCGCCCAUGGAAUGAAUUCCACGAACACCGCUUCGACUGGUCUGAGGGCCUCUCCGCUUUUUACGUCAAUAACGUAAACGUACUCAACAUCACAAAGAACGUCCCCACUCACGAAGGGAAAUUAAUACUCAACGUCUGGGCCAACAAUGGCAGUUGGUCCGGCCCCCCAUCCUCAAAUGAUGUAUACAUGGAUGUGGAAUAUAUUCUCAUGUAUUAUAAUACCACUGACUCGGCGGCCGGCAACGACGAAGUCUUUAAUCGGGCCUGUGAGUUCGCAGGCGGCAACGAGCAGCGGGGCACAGUGUGCUAUGUGACGGAUCAGGCGGGUAACAGUAGCGUGGAUUCUGUGAUGAGUUUGGAUGCACCUGUAGAGGAUGCAGCGGUAAGAGUAGGUGGGGUUCAGAUGACAACGUUACUGGGUGUAGUGGCGGCUGUUGUUGUGGUAAUAGGGAUCUUGUAA
Morchella importuna is the source of this 1062-nucleotide messenger RNA. RefSeq lists its product as uncharacterized. Gene Ontology annotation, biological process: carbohydrate metabolic process. The record is from RefSeq and is a predicted model, not a curated record. The coding region runs from base 1 to 1062 and encodes 353 amino acids. Gene Ontology annotation, molecular function: hydrolase activity, hydrolyzing O-glycosyl compounds. Lineage: Eukaryota; Fungi; Ascomycota; Pezizomycetes; Pezizales; Morchellaceae. The transcript has 3 exons.